AUGCUGAAGUCCACCCCAUUAGGACCGCUUAUAAGGGAGGCAGCUCUGGAACCAGCAGAGGCCCUAUUAGAUAGUAAACAGCGGCGGUAUGCCCUGAGACUCCUAGGACUUCCCCAGGGGCAUCCAGCAGCAGAAAUACUCCCCAUAACGCUUAGGGAGGGAGACGCCCAUGCACAGCCUGGAGAGCAGCCGCUAGAAGACCGAGCUUGGGCAACACCAACCCGCCGAGGCCCCUGGAAGCUGGGCAUGGGCCUGGCCCGCAGGCUACGAGAGGCCUUGACCGCCGACCCCUCCCAGGGCUUUGAGCGUACAAUAGAGCCUGGUAAUAGGUCUAUACCACUAGAUUUCAGGAUAGACUCCCCUGAAACCGCUAUGCAAUUAGCCUCAGACCCCCUAAGUGGGAUAGGGAACACUGACCUUUACUCAGACGGUUCCAGAGCUGCCAGGGCCAACUGGCUUGCUGCAAAGCUUGCAAAGCGUGCCCAGCGGGCAAGCCAGGCCUACUAUCCCCCCCGGGGAUGGAAGCUUGACCCAAUGUUGGCGAACACCCCCAAGCACCUAGCGCGGCGAUAUUACCAGUUCAAGACUGGCCACGCACCAAUUGGGGCCUAUUUGCACCGAAUUAAGGCCCGAGACUUCCCUAAUUGCUUGGGGUGCUCUAGGGGGACUGAGACGGUAAGACACCUUCUUACAAACUGUCGACAGUGGUGCCACCAGCGGGAAAAACUAUAUGCCGGCUUGGCCGAAGCGGGGGUAAAGGCCCUGCAGGAUAGCGAGCAGUGCCCCGAAGCACGCCUAUUCCAGGACCCAAAGGCCACUACAGCGCUGCUGGCGUUUAUAGGGGCCAUUAGGGAGCGAGAGGAUAACCAACAGGCCUGGGAGCAGGCCUAUAAGACUGAUAAUUGGGGCAUUGAGGCCCUGGAUGAGGGAGAGCGAGAGGGGGAAGGAUAG
Messenger RNA from Talaromyces rugulosus, 951 nucleotides. RefSeq lists its product as uncharacterized. NCBI's taxonomy places the organism in Eukaryota, Fungi, Ascomycota, Eurotiomycetes, Eurotiales, Trichocomaceae. The transcript is spliced from 2 exons. The coding region runs from base 1 to 951 and encodes 316 amino acids. The record is from RefSeq and is a predicted model, not a curated record.